This is a messenger RNA of Solanum tuberosum (potato), 866 nucleotides long. Its product is annotated as phosphatidate cytidylyltransferase 1-like. Bases 355 to 687 code for a protein of 110 amino acids. Gene Ontology annotation, cellular component: endoplasmic reticulum membrane. Gene Ontology annotation, molecular function: phosphatidate cytidylyltransferase activity. The record is from RefSeq and is a predicted model, not a curated record. Lineage: Eukaryota; Viridiplantae; Streptophyta; Magnoliopsida; Solanales; Solanaceae. The transcript is spliced from 3 exons.
GCUUUUGUUGUUUUGAAAAUUUUGUUUUUUUGAUGGUUGAAGAAGACCCUCUGUGCAAAACAGUAUUUUGUUGCUAUUUGUUGAUUGAAACUGUCAAAAAAUGUUGCUUUUUGAUAAUAAAGAUUCAGUUUUGUUGCUAUUUGUUGAUUGAAACUGUCAAAAAAUGUUGCUUUUUGAUAAUAAAGAUUCAGUUUUGUUGCUAUUUGUUGAUUGAAACUGUCAAAAAAUGUUGCUUUUUGAUAAUAAAGAUUCAGUUUUGUUGCUAUUUGUGGAUUGAAACUGUCAAAAAUGUUGCUUUUGGUGGUUUUAGGUAUUCAUGCAUUAGUAGUAGAGUAAGGAUUUGAUACUGAAGCUAUGCAAAAGGAUACUAAUUCUGGUGCUCCAGGAACACCUUCGCCACGAUUACGUCGUCGCAGAGGAUCAAAUGAGGUCCCUGGGGAGGUUGUCAAAGCAAAUGGAGCCCAUAUGCUUGUUGACGAUAGAAACAAGUAUAAGUCAAUGUUGAUCCGUCUAUAUUCAACUCUCUGGAUGAUAGGUGGUUUUGCUUUCAUCAUUUACAUGGGACAUCUUUAUAUUUGGGCCAUGGUAGUAGUUAUACAAAUCUUUAUGGCAAAGGAGUUGUUCAAUCUACUUAGGAAAGCGCAUGAAGACAAGCAACUUCCUGGUUUCAGGCUAUUAAACUGGUGAGCAACAUCAUACUUGUAUUUACCUUAUCAAAAAAUCAUUCUUGUAUUUAUCAUCCUGCUGAAUUUUUUUUGACAUCGGACUUCUUCUGAAGGCCAUAUAUUUGUUCCAUAUUUUACUUCUUUUUAAGACACUUUUCAUAGUGGGUAGUAGCGGCACCCAAGAGUGUGACCUAGUGGUCA